AUGGGCGGCGGGCGGCAGCUGGCCGGGUACCUGGCGGCGCUGGUCGGCUGGGGGGCGGCUCUGGCGGCCGCCGUGCUGCCGCACUGGCGGCAGAGCUCGUACGCCGGGGACGCCAUCAUCACGGCCGUGGGGCUCCACGAGGGGCUGUGGAUGAGUUGCGCCGCGCAGAGCACCGGGCAGGUGCAGUGUCGCCUGCACGACUCGCUGCUCUCCCUCGAAGUUCACUUCCAGACAUCCCGGGCUCUCAUGGUCAUUUCUCUCCUCCUGGGCUUCUUUGGCAUCAUCGUGAGUGUGAUGGGCAUGAAAUGCACUAAAGUCGGGGAGGAGGAUCCUAUCACCAAAAGCCGCAUAGCUGUUGCUGGAGGUGUUCUCUUCGUUCUCUCUGGUCUGUGCACAUUGGCUGCCGUGUCAUUGUAUGCAACACAGGUGACCUAUGAGUUCUUCAGAGAGAGCACCAUCCCCAUCAACGCUAGGUACGAAUUUGGCUCUGCUCUCUUCGUGGGCUGGGGGGCCGCCAGCCUCUCCAUGUUGGGGGGGUCCCUCCUGUGCUGCUCCUGCCCUGCCAAGGAGCGCCGAGGACAGCAGUACCAUCUGCAGUCACAGCCCUCUGCAGCCCGGGAGUAUGUCUGAGCCCUAACCCUGCGCUCCUGCUGCCCAGUGCCUCCCUUCCCCCCCAAAACCAGGCAAGACCCUGGUACUCCCACCCUGCCUAGACCCUGAAUUCCCUGUGAGACCUUUCUCCUUACCUUCCAGAUUUCAGUACCAUUUUCAGUGCCAGCCUCUAAAGUAGAGGUUUUAAGUAUCACACCUCCCAUAUCCAUCAUUGCUGUGUUCUCAGCUGGGUGGGGUGACACCCCCCAGUCCCACAUUGUGGUCAGGCCAUGUCUGUCUAUCACAGGGGUGAUGCAGAGAGGCUGAUGCCAGUGACACAGAGGCACAGAGCCAAUUUGCCAAUCCCAUGAGGGUGUGCUGCACAGAAGCACUUUGUACUAUGGCUACCCUUCUCCCACAUCCUGUUUUCAGGAACAAGCAGGGAGGAAAGCCAGUGCUUGGUUUUCCUUGGAUGAGGUUUUCACUUCUAACAGCACCAGCCGAAUUCAGGGUUCAAGCAUCCCCACAUCCCACUAUUGGCAGAGGCAUGCUUUCAGGGUGCAGCAUUCCCCUGCCUCAUUGCUACUGAAAAGCAACACUUAAAUAUUACUAUUAAUUAUUAUUGAUUCCUGCCUGGAGGCCAGUUGCUCCAACUGAGCUCUGCCAGCCCAAACUACCUUGGACUUGUUCCUGUCCAGGACCAGGCUGUGCCUUGUUAAACAAGAAAAAAUUAGUUUGGGCAAAUUAAAGCAGCAAAAAGGGGCUCUGACCACAAAUUAUUUGUUUUUAGUUUUGGUGCCUAACACAACUAUUUUGAGUGGCAGAUGGACUCAACCCUGAGUUUUGGUGCCUCCCUGCUGCGUCCAAAUCCCUCUUCCCCGCCAGGAUCCCCUAGAGCAGACAGUGAAGGUUCCAAACACAACGUGCUAAUUACCUCCACCACUUUGUACCUCUAUUCUACUGCUACUAAUUGUUUUGCAACUGCCAAAGCUCCAAUUUAAUCUGUAAAUCCUCCAAACUCUCUGUACUCCAUCCCUCCAGCCCUGCUGCAGGUGUUGGGCCAACCAACCCACAGGGAAGGACACUGGAAAUUAUCCAAACAGCUUCAUUAUCUAUUAUUUUAUUUUAUUUUAUUUUAAAACCCAAAUAUGAAGAGAAAGCUGAUUUUUUAAAAUU
This is a messenger RNA of Lonchura striata (white-rumped munia), 1767 nucleotides long. RefSeq names its product claudin 19 (gene CLDN19). Gene Ontology annotation, cellular component: bicellular tight junction; membrane. Gene Ontology annotation, molecular function: structural molecule activity. The record is from RefSeq and is a predicted model, not a curated record. NCBI's taxonomy places the organism in Eukaryota, Metazoa, Chordata, Aves, Passeriformes, Estrildidae.